This is a messenger RNA of Triticum turgidum subsp. durum (durum wheat), 1002 nucleotides long. NCBI's taxonomy places the organism in Eukaryota, Viridiplantae, Streptophyta, Magnoliopsida, Poales, Poaceae. The record is from the annotation of a GenBank genome assembly.
AUGGAGAGCUCGACCUCGAGGACGAGCCUGAAUUGCAUCAGCCUGGCGGACCCCGACACCCAGAGAUCGGUCGCGCUCCUCAAGCAGGCAUGCUUGGAUUCAGGCUUCUUCUAUGUGCUGGAUCAUGGGAUAAGCCAGGAAUUCAUGGAUGAGGUUUUUGCCGAAAGCAAGAAGUUCUUUGAACUUCCAAACAGUGAGAAAAUGAAGCUUCUCCGAAAUGAGAAGAAUCGAGGGUAUACACCUAUGCUAGAUGAGAUUCUUGAUCCAGAAAACCAAGUGAAUGGUGACUACAAGGAAGGGUAUUAUAUUGGUGUUGAGGUACCUGCAGAGGACCCACAGUCAAAUAGACCAUUUUAUGGUCCAAACCAGUGGCCUCCUGAAGUAUUGCCCAAAUGGAGGGAGGUGAUGGAGCAAUAUCACAGGGAAGCAUUGAGAGUAGCCAAAUCAGUUGCAAGGAUCAUUGCUCUUGCUUUGAACCUAGACGAGGACUUCUUUGAUAGGCCUGAAAUGCUUGGCGAUUCGAUAGCCACAUUAAGGCUCUUGCACUAUGAAGGUGGACAAAAAACAGGUCAAGUGUCAAAUCCUUCUAAGGGAGUUUAUGGAGCUGGUGCACAUUCGGAUUAUGGCCUGAUCACUCUCUUAGCAACUGAUGAUGUAGUUGGUCUCCAAAUUUGCAAGGACAGGAAUGCUCAGCCUCAAGUAUGGGAAUAUGUAGCUCCUGUGAAAGGCGGCUUUAUUGUCAAUCUUGGUGAUAUGCUCGAACGCUGGAGUAACUCCAUUUUCAGGUCAACUUUACAUCGAGUGGUCCUUGAUGGGCAGGAGCGUUACUCCAUUGCCUUCUUCGUGGAACCAAGCCACGACUGCGUAGUCGAGUGCCUGCCAACCUGCAAAUCCGAGACGAAUCCGCCAAAGUUCCCCCCAAUCACUUGCUCGGCGUACCUAUCCCAGCGCUACAAGGACACACACGCAGAUCUGAGCACUUACAGCGACGGCAAAGCCUGA